CACCAUCGCGGUCUUGUCCAUCAGCACCGUCACCAUGAGCGCGCCGGCGUACUAUGAGCUCUACCGUGGGAGCAGCAUUGGUUUGUCUCUCACCGAUACGCUCGACGACCUGAUCAACGAAGGCCGGAUCGAACCCCAGCUUGCGAUGAAGAUUUUGUCGACGUUCGAUCGUGUUAUCACCGAGGUGCUGGCGGAUAAGGUUCAGGUUAAACUGUCUUUCAAGGGACACCUGGAUACCUACCGAUUCUGCGACGAAGUCUGGACAUUCCUUAUCAAGGACGUCAACUUCAAACUGGACAACCAGAGCACUGUCUUUGCGGAUAAGGUGAAGAUCGUCAGCUGCAAUAGCAAGAGGCCUGGAGAGGUUUAAACUGCGUCGGAAGCAGACUGAUACCGUGGCGUUUUUCGGGCUUUUCUUAUUAUUUGUUAUUGUCUUUGAGGCUAUGGGUCGCUUGGGACAGAUUGAUUAGCAUAAGGAUUUCGUUGGCGUUUUGAUAUAGCGUUGUUUUGCUUUGUUUUAUUGUAUUUCUAGUCUUUGGGAAAAACCAGAUACCCAGAUAUUAUCUGAAGCAGACUGCAAUAAAGAUGAUUUAUAGCGAC
Messenger RNA from Aspergillus glaucus CBS 516.65, 600 nucleotides. Its product is annotated as transcription initiation factor IIA subunit gamma. NCBI's taxonomy places the organism in Eukaryota, Fungi, Ascomycota, Eurotiomycetes, Eurotiales, Aspergillaceae. Gene Ontology annotation, biological process: RNA polymerase II preinitiation complex assembly; transcription initiation at RNA polymerase II promoter. Gene Ontology annotation, cellular component: transcription factor TFIIA complex. The transcript has 3 exons. Bases 35 to 370 code for a protein of 111 amino acids. Gene Ontology annotation, molecular function: TBP-class protein binding; RNA polymerase II general transcription initiation factor activity. The record is from RefSeq and is a predicted model, not a curated record.